Messenger RNA from Aspergillus ibericus CBS 121593, 2712 nucleotides. RefSeq names its product cleavage polyadenylation factor subunit YSH1 (gene ysh1). The transcript is spliced from 5 exons. Gene Ontology annotation, molecular function: 5'-3' exonuclease activity; RNA binding; RNA endonuclease activity. Gene Ontology annotation, cellular component: mRNA cleavage and polyadenylation specificity factor complex. The coding region runs from base 1 to 2712 and encodes 903 amino acids. Lineage: Eukaryota; Fungi; Ascomycota; Eurotiomycetes; Eurotiales; Aspergillaceae. The record is from RefSeq and is a predicted model, not a curated record. Gene Ontology annotation, biological process: mRNA 3'-end processing by stem-loop binding and cleavage.
AUGGCAACGAAACGGAAGGCAUCGGCUUUGAAUGCCGCCCUGGAUGACGAACCGGUCGAUCCAACCGAUGAAUUGGCCUUCUAUUGUUUAGGAGGUGGAAACGAGGUUGGACGCUCAUGCCAUAUUAUCCAAUACAAAGGGAAAACGGUCAUGCUUGACGCCGGUAUGCAUCCUGCGAAAGAAGGGUUCUCAGCUCUGCCCUUCUUUGACGAGUUCGAUCUGAGCACGGUAGAUAUCCUCUUGAUAAGCCAGUAUGUGGGACCGUCUCUCCUUUGUGUUCUCCGAGUCACCCCUCCGUCCCUCCUGAGCAAGCCACUUUCGUUCUCGGCCGCGCCCUUAUACCACACCUUGUUUCACUUUACCUCCAUGGAAGCAAUGCUUUUCCACGUUGAUCAUUCUUCUGCGCUCCCUUAUGUGCUCAGCAAGACCAAUUUCAAGGGUCGCGUGUUUAUGACGCACGCCACCAAGGCCAUCUACAAAUGGCUGAUCCAGGAUAAUGUACGCGUGAGCAAUACGGCCUCGUCAUCCGAUCAACGCACCACGCUUUAUACCGAACAUGAUCAUUUGUCUACGCUGCCGUUGAUUGAGACCAUCGACUUCAACACCACACAUACGAUCAACAGCAUUCGGAUUACUCCCUUCCCGGCUGGUCACGUCCUCGGUGCCGCGAUGUUCCUGAUUUCGAUAGCCGGCUUGAACAUCCUCUUUACCGGUGACUACUCGCGUGAGGAAGACCGGCAUCUGAUCCCGGCCGAAGUUCCCAAGGGCAUUAAAAUCGAUGUGCUUAUCACCGAGUCGACGUUCGGUAUAUCAUCGAAUCCGCCCCGCCUGGAACGUGAAGCGGCCCUGAUGAAAGCGAUUACCGGCGUCCUGAAUCGCGGAGGCAGAGUCUUGAUGCCGGUGUUUGCCCUAGGUCGCGCCCAGGAGUUGUUGCUCAUCCUUGAUGAAUAUUGGGAGACCCAUCCCGAACUUCAGAAGAUCCCCAUUUACUAUAUCGGAAAUACGGCUCGCAGAUGUAUGGUCGUGUAUCAAACAUAUAUAGGUGCAAUGAACGAUAACAUAAAGCGACUCUUCCGUCAACGUAUGGCGGAGGCGGAAGCUAGUGGUGACAAAAGUGUCAGUGCAGGACCCUGGGACUUCAGAUUUGUCAGAAGUCUGCGCAGUCUGGAACGGUUCGACGAUGUAGGAGGAUGUGUGAUGUUAGCAUCGCCGGGUAUGCUGCAGACAGGGACAAGUAGGGAGCUCCUGGAGCGGUGGGCUCCCAAUGAACGCAAUGGCGUUGUCAUGACCGGCUACAGUGUCGAGGGCACGAUGGCCAAGCAGAUCCUGAAUGAGCCGGAGCAGAUUCCUGCAGUGAUGUCAAGAGCAACGGCGGGAUUGGUGAGACGCGGCAUGACUGGGAAUGAAGAGGAGCAGAAGGUCAUGAUUCCCAGGAGGUGUACUGUGGACGAGGUCAGUUUUGCAGCCCAUGUAGAUGGCGUUGAGAACAGAAAUUUCAUCGAGGAAGUCUCCGCUCCGGUCGUGAUCCUUGUCCACGGCGAAAAACACCAGAUGAUGCGACUCAAAUCGAAACUGCUCAGUCUAAACGCUGAGAAGACCGUCAAGGUCAAGGUUUACACCCCCGCAAACUGCGAAGAAGUUCGCAUUCCCUUUAAGAAGGACAAGAUCGCGAAAGUUGUCGGCAGACUGGCUCAAAUUGCACCUCCGUCGGAGCAAGACGAUGGCCACCUCAUGGCUGGUGUCCUGGUACAGAAUGGGUUCAACCUGUCGUUAAUGGCGCCGGAUGAUCUCCGCGAGUAUGCGGGUUUGACAACCACUGCCAUUACAUGCAAGCAGCAUAUCACGUUGAGCUCUGCAAGCAUGGAUCUGAUCAAAUGGGCCCUCGAGGGCACCUUUGGUGCUAUCGAGGAGGUUGGCAACGCCCAACAGGAACUUAUCAAGAAAGAACCCGAGGGCAGCUCUAAGAAGCUUAACGGGGAGGGGCUGAAAGAGGAGGCUGCUGAUGAAGAGAUCCCCAUCGCAGAUACGCAAACCUACCUUGUCAUGGGCUGCGUUUUCAUCCGAUACUAUCCUCGCACUCGUGAGGUUGAGCUUGAAUGGGAAGGAAAUAUGAUGAAUGAUGGAGUAGCUGACGCAGUCAUGGCGGUCCUUCUGACCGUUGAGAGUAGCCCUGCGUCAGUGAAGCAGUCUGCCAAGCACCACCACCACCACCAUCAUGACAACUCCAUACAACCCCCUAACCCUCACUCACACCUAGGACCGGAAGAGCGUUUUAGACGUCUUCUCAUGAUGCUCCAAGCACAGUUCGGGUCCGAAAUCGUUGCCAUUGAGCGUCCACGACUGCCCUCAGACAUCGCAAACGGCAAUGACACGAAAGUUGAGUCUGAUGAAAAUACCCCUAUCAAGGAAGAGGAUGAGGAAGACUUGACGGAACUGGAAGCGGUUGAGAUUUCUCGUCUCCAAGCACUUGGCAUUCCAUUCCCUGGACUCGAGAUCAAGGUCGACAAACACGUUGCCCGUGUCUGGCUGGAAAAUCUAGACGUGGAAUGUGCUAAUCCAGUGCUGAGGGAUCGGAUCCGAGUCGUCAUUGAGAGAGCCGUGGAAACUGUGGCAAGCAUGUGGACGGAGGGACCCCCGCCUGCGACCGUCACGAACGGAGAGAGCAAAGUGCAAGCCAAGGAUGCUACUGCUGCGAUUGAGGCCAAAGCUUGA